Molecule: messenger RNA, 1454 nt
Organism: Cucumis melo (muskmelon)
Lineage: Eukaryota; Viridiplantae; Streptophyta; Magnoliopsida; Cucurbitales; Cucurbitaceae
Product: putative lipid phosphate phosphatase 3, chloroplastic
Exons: 7
Coding region: 167-1108 (313 amino acids)
Biological process (GO): phospholipid metabolic process
Molecular function (GO): phosphatidate phosphatase activity
Source: RefSeq, a predicted model, not a curated record
CAGCUGCAAUCUGGCAUUCAGUCCUUUGACACGUGUGACACAUACUUCACUAUUUGUCACUUUUUUUUUUACAAACUCUCAAUACCUAUCACCACCGCCUCCCUUUUCAUUCUCUUUUUUCUUUUACGCUUCACUUCCUCUACCCUUUUCUUCUUCUUAUCUUUUCAUGAGGGAACCUGACCGGAGUUGCCGGAAUGAUGCCUCCGGAGAUGCCGCCGUGGCCGCCCCUACCUCACCAAGGAGAAGGCGGCGGAUGGAUUGGUUAAUGGUGUUGGUUCUCAUGUUCAUGUAUUUUGGGAUAUACUUAAUUCACCCAUUUCAGCGUUUUGUGGGGAGUGAUAUGAUCACCCAUCUCAAAUGCCCUUUGAUCACAGUCACUGUUCCCUUUUGGACUGUUCCUUUGUAUGCAGUUGUGUUGCCAAUUGGAAUCUUUGUGUUGGUGUAUAUGCGAAGGAGAGAUGCCUACGAUCUUCAUGAUGCCAUUUUAGGUAUUCUCUUCUCUGUUCUAGUAACAGGGGUUCUAACUGAAACAACUAAGAAUGCAGUUGGUUGGCCAAGGCCAGAUUUCUUUUGGCGUUGCUUUCCCGAUGGAAACGAAGUUUACGAUCGAUUGGGAAAUGUCGUUUGUCAUGGGAAGAAAAGUUUCGUGUUGGAUGGAUACAAGAGUUUUCCCAGUGGUCAUGCUUCAUGGUCAUUUGCUGGUCUUGGUUUUCUCUCAUUAUACUUAUCAGGCAAGCUAAAAGUAUUUGAGCAUGGAGGAGGCCAUGUCGCAAAAUUGCUUUUGGUUCUCCUCCCUUUGUUGAUUGCUUAUAUUGUUGGGAUCUUUAUGGUGAAUGACUAUAUGCAUCAUCCCCAAGAUGUUUUUUUUGGUUCUCUCAUGGGUCUUUUAGUGGCUAAACUGGUUUAUUUGCAGUUCUUUCCAUCCCCACAUUAUCAUAGAGAUGAUUUCGUUCCGACUCCAGUGCAAUCUAGAACCAUUGUCCAAACAAGCGACAUUCCGGUGCAAUCUAGAACCAUUGUCCAACCAAGUGACAUUCCAGCGAUUGCGCCUGUGGGCAGGCCGAUGGAUAUCGAAGCCCCUGCUCCCCUCGAAAGUAGAGGGCUGUGACAAACAAAAGUGAAAAGGCACUCAUUUUCUCAAGAUGUGAACACUAAAUCUGUAACGCCCCAAAAAUUUAGAUAAUUUUGGAGUCAGUUAUCUUAAUUUUGUUUAUCUAGAUUUAAUUUAUUGGGCGUUAUUUUGAAUCCAUUUAAUGAGAAUUAUUUGAUUUAAGUGAGAAUUAAAAUUAAUUAAAUAUUUCUUGGAUGAAUAUUUAAUUAAUUAGAGGUUUUGACACGUGGUGUUUGUUGAGUUUUUAUUAAAUGGUAGGUUAAGAGAAUUAAGUAAAGUUGUGGAUUUUUAGUGUUGUUGAAGUUGAAUUUAAUUAAAUAAUUAUGGAUGUUAUUUAAUUAAA